This is a messenger RNA of Eimeria acervulina, 876 nucleotides long. RefSeq lists its product as hypothetical. The record is from RefSeq and is a predicted model, not a curated record. Bases 1 to 876 code for a protein of 291 amino acids. NCBI's taxonomy places the organism in Eukaryota, Apicomplexa, Conoidasida, Eucoccidiorida, Eimeriidae. The transcript is spliced from 2 exons.
AUGAGAAGGUUAGAGCUCGCUCACGCCCUACAGCAGCAGCAAACGAUGUUCUCUAGGGUGGCCCCAUCAUCAUACAGCAGCAGCAGUAGCAGCAACAGCAGCAGCAGCAGCGGCAGCGGUAGCGGGGGGAGCGGCAGUAACGGCGAUCGCAGCAGCAGCAGCAGUAGCAGCAGCAGCAGCAGCAGCGGAAGCGAGCAGGCCGCAAUCCACUGCAGUGGCGUCUCUGAUGCACACCCUCAUAUCCCUCCUGUGGGCGCCCCCUUAGUACAUGCAGCAGCAGCAGCAGCAGAAGACAGCCCCCCGAGUUGUUUUGCUGCUCGUUGCAUGCGCUCGCGCUGCAUGCGGCGGCUGCCACCUGUGGGGAUCGGGGGAUGCAUGCAGCACCUCCCCACAUCUCCUGCAUGCAGCAGCAAGCCCCAAAGGCUUCCUUCUUUUCGUACUCCUGCAACAGAUUGUCUCUUUGUAUCAACAACAACAACUACGCGAUUUCUUAGAAGGAAGCAAGAACAGCACAGAAUGGGGGCGCGUGCAGCGCUUUACAGGUGGGAGGCUGAAAUGCGUGGAAGGCGUCAGGAGACAGAGGAAAGGAGACAGGAGACAGCAGCAAGACGUGAGGGGACAGCAGACAGCAGCGGGUUUCAAGAAGCGCUGUGCAGCAGCAGGACCUUAGAGGGGCUUGCGCUUGCAUCUCUACCCCUUUGCAUGCAGCAAAAGACAAUUAAAAGGAGACGCCUGAGCUCUACUGUCUCUGAUGAUGAAGAUAAAAGAGGAGAUCAAGAGGAGACACCCCUUUGCAGCGCCUUUGAGGGGCCCCCACUGUCUCCUUCUAUGACGCCUACUUGUUAUAAAAGAACAAAGACAAUCAGCUCCCAGUAG